Molecule: messenger RNA, 762 nt
Organism: Cladophialophora psammophila CBS 110553
Lineage: Eukaryota; Fungi; Ascomycota; Eurotiomycetes; Chaetothyriales; Herpotrichiellaceae
Exons: 2
Coding region: 1-762 (253 amino acids)
Source: RefSeq, a predicted model, not a curated record
AUGGUGGUGAAUACUGCCCUGCCUGAGCUCGGAUACAACCUAAACAAGCGAAAGCGCUCGAUAGCCAUCAUAUGGACCGCCAUAAUCACCAUUACAUGCAUCCAGUUUGAGGUCUUGUAUUUCACCCUCCACUAUGCAGCACACAAGAAGGAGGACAAGGCACUGGAAAUACCGACCACAAUUUUGCUGGUCCUCUCCGUACUCACAAUCAUAUACCGUUCAUGGCUGCUGAUGAGGAAGGGAUCGCAGUGCAGAAUCAUUGAUGGUAGAUGGUACUCUAUGGACUUCUUCAAUUAUACCGCAAUCCUAGGAUUUGUGAUCGUCACAGCUGUACUUUCCGCCGCCACUGCCGAUGAAGACGUCGACUUGCGCCAAGCAUCCAUGCCGCAGGCCAUCGUCUUGUACCUUGCCGGUGGUCUUCUCACGGUUACGGGUGUUAUGUCGACAUUGGGCUUGAAACUUCCCAUCCGGAUGUCCUCAACACCACGAGGAAGCGUUUGCAAGCCGGGCGUGUUCGUGGUGAUGGAAGACAUCGUAGCCGUCGACGGAGGUGGAGGCGAAGGUUUCCGUCGCGCUUUGCGAGCUAGGUAUGAGGCAAGUGAGACGUUUAGGAGGAUACUCGAGGAACUCAAUUGGUUCUGGGGGUUGGGCUCGGUGGUGGUGGCGACAGUCACAACCAUUGUUGUCUAUGUCGUCAAUGACCUGAACGUGGUGUUCGCGAUUGGUCAGUCUACAAGGCCCAGAACUUGGAAUAUUUGCUAA